AUGGCGGCGCUCGAUAUCCCCAGCCUCAUCCGAUCCGGCGCCGUCUGCACCUCCUGGCACGACGCCUACUCCACCUUCCGCGCCCUCCGCUGCCGGUCGCCCAAGCAGGCCCCGUGCCUGCUGUACGCCUGCGACGAGUACGGACCCAACCACGCCGCCCUGUACUGCCCUUCCACCAACACUACCUUCCGCGUCCCCUUCCGGCACCACGGUAGGGGACGCUUCCUCUCCUCAAACGGUUGGGUGUUCGCCACCGACGAGGUCGCCGACCCGUACCUCCUCAACCCCGUCACCGGCGACCAGGCCAUGCUCCCGCCAGUGAAGACAAUACCAUGCAUAGAGAUCUCCUUGGACGACAAUGGUAACCCCUAUGAAGAAUAUAAACCCUCCGAAGAAGACAUCGAGUGGGCGAGGGAUAACGCGUAUUGGAGGGUGGCCAUCUCCGCCGCGGGCGACGAUGCGGCGGCAACAUGCACUGUCCUGGUAGUGCACCUGCCACGCCAUAUGCUGUCCUUUGCCAAGCCGGGCGACGAGCGGUGGACAUUGCUGUCCCGUGAUCUAUGGUUGGACGAUGUCCAUUACAACGACAGCAAUGGAUUGUUUUAUGGCCUGCGUUUCGAUGGCUCUGUUUAUGUUUUUGAUCUCGCGCGGCGAGACUUCACCGGUCGUGACAAAGAUCAUGCGUGGGGUAACAACACUUAG
Messenger RNA from Lolium perenne, 702 nucleotides. RefSeq lists its product as uncharacterized. The record is from RefSeq and is a predicted model, not a curated record. NCBI's taxonomy places the organism in Eukaryota, Viridiplantae, Streptophyta, Magnoliopsida, Poales, Poaceae.